GAUAAGAUGUGGGGCCCCCGGAGCGAGAGCCACGAGUACUGCUUUACGCGCCGCCAGCGACUGGACAGGUAUAUGCGUCUGGACACGGGUCUCAACUGGAAGUCCCGGUUGGUUAAGAAGCACUGCAUUACCAUUGACGUCGAAGUGGCCAAGAUAACUCACUGCCCGUGUUGUCUGGAGUUAGUUGAGGCGGAAUGGGGUCACAGUUGCCGCGAUUCCGACGAGGAGUCCAUUCCGGACGAGAAUUCCAGUAUUAAUGGCUCGGAGUUUGGCACUCAGUCGGAGAACACCUACAACGACGAGGAGGUGGUCUCCACGACCAACAGCGAAGUCGUCACUAUGGGUAGUGUCUUAUGCUAUGAGUGCGGCCGUAACGACUGUAUGGGCACGUGUGUGGACGUCGGCGACACGAAAGUGACCCAAAUAUCCAUUACUGAGCCCUCGAUCGAGAGCUCAGUGAACGCGCCGAUCAUUAUGUUCUCCGCCAACGAGGGACUGCUUCCGGUUAAGAGUGAAGUCGAGGACAAGAUUAUGGUUCAAAUGGUUCCCGUACUGCACGACAAGAGUAAUAACAGUAAUAUUAACCGCAAAAGUGAUAGCAUUUCGAUGAAGCGCUCCAAUGAGCAGACGUUGCGGUUGACGGCCGAUGAGAAGCAGGACUCGGAUGACGACAUUGUGAUCAUAAAUGAGGUGCGAAACGAACCCCACAUUAUCGGCGGCCCCAAGAGGGCUAAGCGUAGCGCUGAGCCGGUGAUGAUCACCCGAUUUCUGGCCUCCGAGACCGAGACUAAGCCGUCGAUUAAGCGGAAGUUCUCCGACAAAAGGCUUCGCUCUCAGACUCGCAGUAAUUCUGACGAAAUUAUUGUUAAGAAAAUCAAAUGAUUGCUAGAAAUGCUGUGCAAAACACACACAGUUUUGUCUAAUUAUCUAUUUUUGUAUACUCUUUCUCUCCCUCUCUCUCUCCCCCUCUCUCUCUCUCUCUCUCUCUCUCGCGAAAGUCUGUUAUUUAAUCUUUUAUUGAUUAUAUUAUUGCUAUAAUUAUUAUUAUUAUUAAAAAGCAUUAAAUUAUUUGCCUUAUAAUGAGAUCACAAUACGAUUGGAUAUGAAUUAUUUAUCAGUUAGUCUCAAAAUUGUUCACAAAAUUUGUUAUUUUUUUCAUUUUCUCCAUAUUUUGUAUUAUUUCUAUUGAUUACCCUU
Molecule: messenger RNA, 1197 nt
Organism: Oppiella nova
Lineage: Eukaryota; Metazoa; Arthropoda; Arachnida; Sarcoptiformes; Oppiidae
Source: the annotation of a GenBank genome assembly